AUGCAGAGCGGGUGGCUGCAGAGCCAGGCGCCUCGCAGGAUGGUGGACAGCGUGUACCGGACCCGCUCCCUGGGGGUGGCGGCUGAAGGGAUCCCGGACCAGUACGCGGACGGAGAGGCGGCGCGCGUGUGGCAGCUGUACAUCGGGGACACCCGCAGCCGCACGGCUGAGUACAAGGCUUGGCUGCUCGGGCUGCUGCGACAGCACGGCUGCCAGCGAGUCCUCGACGUGGCCUGUGGUACCGGGGUGGACUCCAUCAUGCUAGUGGAAGAAGGCUUCAGUGUGACAAGUGUGGAUGCCAGUGACAAGAUGCUCAAGUAUGCACUUAAAGAGCGCUGGAACCGGCGGCAUGAGCCUGCUUUCGACAAGUGGGUCAUUGAAGAAGCCAACUGGAUGACUCUAGACAAAGAUGUGCCCAAGUCACCAAGGGGUGGCUUCGAUGCUGUCAUCUGCCUUGGAAACAGUUUUGCCCACUUGCCAGACUGCAGAGGGGACCAGAGUGAGCACCGGCUGGCCCUGAAAAACAUCACAAGCAUGGUGCGGUCAGGGGGCUUGCUGGUCAUUGAUCAUCGUAACUACGACCACAUCCUCAGCACAGGCUAUGCACCCCCAGGAAAGAACAUCUACUAUAAGAGUGACCUGAUCAAGGACAUCACGACAUCUGUGCUGACAGUGAACAACAAGGCUCACAUGGUGACCCUCGAUUACACGGUGCAGGUGCCGGGGACUGGCCACAGAGGUUCUCCUGGCUUGAGUAAGUUCCGGCUCUCCUACUACCCUCACUGUCUGGCAUCCUUUACGGAGCUGCUACAAACAGCCUUCGGGGGCAAGUGCCAGCACAGUGUCCUAGGAGAUUUCAAGCCUUACAAGCCGGGCCAGGCCUACAUUCCCUGCUAUUUCAUCCACGUGCUCAGGAAGACGGACUGAGUGAGGCCUCAGCUCCCACUGCCCUCUGCCCAGGCGCUGCCAGGCUCCGUCUGUGGAGGAGGGGACCAGAAGCCCCACACGAAGCCCAACCCCCAAUGCAGAUCCGGGGGUGUGGGAAGGGGCGGGCUGCAGCUGGGGGCAGGGAUUCGGGUUCAAACAGAUGGAAAGGAAAACAAUAUAGUCUAUGCUUUUUUCAGGUCCU
Phacochoerus africanus (Common warthog) is the source of this 1129-nucleotide messenger RNA. It is a transcript of the gene GNMT, whose product is annotated as glycine N-methyltransferase. NCBI's taxonomy places the organism in Eukaryota, Metazoa, Chordata, Mammalia, Artiodactyla, Suidae. Bases 1 to 927 code for a protein of 308 amino acids. Gene Ontology annotation, biological process: S-adenosylmethionine metabolic process; regulation of gluconeogenesis; one-carbon metabolic process. Gene Ontology annotation, cellular component: cytosol. Gene Ontology annotation, molecular function: glycine binding; S-adenosyl-L-methionine binding; identical protein binding. The transcript has 6 exons. The record is from RefSeq and is a predicted model, not a curated record.